Messenger RNA from Letharia columbiana, 1542 nucleotides. RefSeq lists its product as uncharacterized. The record is from RefSeq and is a predicted model, not a curated record. Gene Ontology annotation, biological process: transmembrane transport. Gene Ontology annotation, molecular function: transmembrane transporter activity. Lineage: Eukaryota; Fungi; Ascomycota; Lecanoromycetes; Lecanorales; Parmeliaceae. The coding region runs from base 1 to 1542 and encodes 513 amino acids. The transcript is spliced from 7 exons.
AUGUCUAGACCAAGCAUCGUCCCAAGUGUCGACGAAUUUCGCCUUCCCAAAUUCGACUUUGAGCCAUGGUCAACAAGGUCCUCGGUCUACUCUCAAGGGACUACUGAAGAUGAGAAGGCCCUCAUCGACUUCAAUAAAUGCGUAUCGGAAAGCGCGGAGGAUUGGUCGCCGACCAAGAAAUUGUUCGCCGUCAGCACAUGUUUCCUCGUUGUUCUCAAUUCAGCCAUUGCGUCUUCGCUUCCUGGCGGAGCCGUCUCCUACACCGCAGAUUAUUUUCACGUCACUGAUGAACAACAAUACGGCCUUCCCAUAUCCGUAUUCUUGAUCGGCUACGUAUUCGGACCUUUGCUUUUCAGUCCUCUGAGCGAGAUGUACGGUCGAAGAAUCAUAAUGAUCGUAUCCUUUAUUGGAUAUACUGCUUUCACGUUUGGCUGCGCCAUGGCGCCUACGUGGCCAGCGCUCCUCAUAUUUCGCUUCCUCGUCGGACUUUGUGCUGCUGCGCCCUAUACUUUGGGAGGAGGCAUCUGUGCAGACCUCUAUUCGAACGCUGCUCAUCGGGGACUAGCCAUCAUGGUGCUUAUGAUAGUUCUUAAUGUUGGACCUGCUAGUGGACCUAUCAUCGCUGGCUUCGUCUCAUCAGUCAGUUGGAGGCGGAAAUACUGGGUCGCUCUAAUAUUAGCUGGUGUAUCUUUUAUUCCUCUACUGUUUCUUCCGGAAACAUAUGGACCAGUGCUACACGCUCGACGUGCUCGAGCCGCCAGGACCUGGGUUGGUAAGUCAGCCAAGCCAACGCCUCUUGUAUCGAACAAGCAAAGCUUGACAAAGACUCUAUCGGUGGCCUUCAUUCGCCCUUUCCGCAUGUUUUCUGAGCCAAUCGUACUGGCCACAUCCCUCCUCAUGGCCAUGGUAUAUGCCAUCUUCUAUCUAUUCUUCGAAGCAUACCCGAUAAUCUUUGGAGGAGUGUACCAAAUGAGCACCGGCGUCUCCGCCCUUGCAUUCAUACCCAUGCCAAUCGGCGCCUGCCUCGACAUCAUCAUUGUCUUGUGGUGGGAGCGUUAUCUCGAACGUGCGAAAGCGAGGAAUGCCCCCUGGGCUUUCAACGAGGAAUACCGGCGCAUGCCUCUCGCAUGCAUUGGCGGUCCUCUAUGCGCGCUCUCACUAUUCUGGCUCGGCUGGUCAGCCCGCCCCACUACCCACUGGAUCAUCCCCAUGCUCGCCGGCAUCCCCUACGGCAUGGGCGUCGAAAUCAUCUUCAUGGCCCUAACCAGCUACCUGUCCGAUGGCUACGGGACUCUCACCGCCUCCGCACUCGCCUCUGCAGCCAUCAUGCGCAGCGUACUCGGCGCUCUUCUGCCGCUGCUCGCGCAGCCGAUGUACGGUGCGCUGGGAGUGGGUUGGGCGUCGAGCCUGCUGGGGUUUAUGACGCUGGCGAUGGCCGUGGUGCCGUUUCUGCUGCUGAAGUUUGGAGGCGGGCUCAGGAGGAGGAGUAAGCUUUGUCGGCAGGUUAUCGAGAAGAAGGAGGCGCUGGAGGGGCAGGUAUAG